GUUGGGCAAGUUUUGUUGUUUAGACGCUCGUUGUCAUUUGGCAGUGCAGGACUGACCCACUUCAUUGAAUGAACCGUGAGUGUGUGUAUGGCGAAUAGAUGCGCUGUGGAACACCGCGAACGAUGAACGCCGGUUUGACGCUGUUUACGGUAUCAUUAUGCUUCUUCGGUUUUAUUCAAGCCAAAUCCCAGAUGCAGUCCUGUCCCAGCGGACAGUUCUUGCUAAAAAAUCAGUGCGUUCUCUGUCAUCCCACCUGCACGGAGUGUGAGGGUCAUGAGCUAUUCGAGUGCACCGCUUGUGGUUUAGAUGAGGAGGGGAAAGAGCGUUUUCUGUAUCAGGGUCACUGCAGACUACACUGCCCACGAGAGUUUUAUCCAGACCGAGACGAGUACACCUGCCUUCCAUGUAUGCCUAAUUGUGAGAUCUGUGCUGAUGCCAACGUGUGUGCCAAGUGCAGAGAAGGAUACAACCUUAAAAGUGGCAUCUGUCUAACAGUCCUGUGUGGAGUUGGUCAGGUUCAGGACCCGGAUACGCGAGAAUGUAUAGACUGCAGUAUCGGCUGUAAAACAUGUUCCACAGAUGAGCCGGAGGUUUGCAACAGCUGCACAGAUGGCUACUUCCUAUACAGACACCAGUGUCGUCAGCACUGUCCCCAGAGGACCUAUGAGGACCGGGGUAGAGGACUGUGUAUCAGCUGCCUGGAGCCAUGUGUGGACUGCCGGAGUGAUGCCUUGUGUCUCGCUUGCCAGAGCGGACACUUCCUGAACAAUGGCACCUGUGUGAAGGAGUGCCCAGCAGACACAUUUAAAGACACCAGAGGGUGGCGCUGUCAGCCCUGUCACAGCUCCUGUCUGACCUGCCACGGCCCUGGAGUGAGAGACUGCAACAGAUGCAGUGGCUGGAGCCGCCCAGUUUACGGGAAGUGCCCGGUGAUCAGCUGCCCGGAAGGCCAGUAUGUUGAUGGGGAAAGUCGCACUUGUCAUUACUGUGAUGUUUCCUGCCUGACGUGUUAUGGACCCAAGGCUCAGAACUGCAUCACCUGUGCUACCGGAUACAUGUUGGAGCAGGAGUCUGUCUGUGUAGACCGCUGCCCUCUGGGUUUCUUUGGAAAUAGCUCCAGUCUGCUAUGUGAGAGGUGUUCUGCUAACUGUGAGGCCUGUGAGAGCAGAGACGAGUGUGUGAGCUGUAAGACGGACACUUACCAGCUCUAUCUGUUUCAGGGCAGCUGCUGGUCCGAGUGCCCAGAAGGUUAUUUUGAGACCGAGCUGGGGACAUGUGAACCCUGUGAUGAACUCUGUCUGACCUGCGAUGGCACAAGCACGCAGUGCCUUUCGUGUCGAGAAGGCCUUCAUCUGGCCAACGGGCAGUGCCAGCAAAACUGCGGCCCCAUGAGCUACGCGGCAGAAGACGGCACAUGCAGACGCUGUGCUCCUCAUUGUGACGUGUGCACCAAUUUUUACACCUGCACUAGAUGCAGUUUUCUCUAUUUGCUCUUAAACGGGGCAUGCAAGGCUGUCUGCCCCAAGGGUUACUUUGAAGAUUUGGAUCAGGGGCUCUGUGUGAGCUGCCAUUCCACCUGUGGCACCUGCUCUGGUCCUCUCUCUGACGACUGCGAGACCUGCUCUUCCCUCACCCCAAAACUCUACGAGGGCACGUGCUUGGAAGUGUGCCCAGCGGGCACUUAUUACCAGAGCUCUGAUAAGGAAUGCCAGGAAUGUCACCAGACCUGUGCGCGCUGUGAGGGUCCUGAGCCCACGCAGUGUCUCCAGUGUGAAAAGGGUCUCGUUCUUGAUCCCAACACCAUGAUGUGUGGAGUUACAGGGGAUUCAGACUGCCCACCCAGAACCUUCCUCCAAAACAACCAGUUCAUUUGCCAAGCAUGUCAUCGGCUCUGCCAGUCCUGCGAGGGACCGGGACCCACUGACUGCCAGACCUGCGCCCUGCCCAACUACCUCCACAAUGGUUCGUGUGUGAGCAAGUGUCCUGUGGGAACUUACAGUGCCCAUGAGGAGGCUGACGGGGUAGACCUGGGUUUCUGUAUGCCCUGUGAUCAUGUGUGUGCUACCUGCUCUGGGGCGUCUCCCAGGGAUUGUCUGAGCUGUGCACCAGGCUACCUUCAUCUUCUCUCUCAUCUCUGUGUUAGCCAUUGUCCCACAGGGUAUUACAGCUCAGGGGAGCGCUGUGAGAAGUGUGACCCUUCUUGUGAGCAGUGCACGGGCCCAGGCCCGGACGCCUGCAGGGUGUGCACACCUCCUUUGUUGGACCUGCAGGGCACCAGACAGUGUGUGAAUCAGUGUCCGCAGCGCUUUUUUGAGAGCGGGCACAGCUGUAGACAGUGCCACACCAGCUGCAAGUCCUGCACAGAUAACACUCCUCAGGGCUGUUUGACAUGUGACUGGGGCAGCGUCCUGCAGGAUGGCGUGUGUUACCCUCGCUGUGAGGAGAGUCGAUAUUACUCGCAGGGUGGAGUUUGUGAACCAUGUGACGAGUCCUGUAAACACUGUUCGAGUGCCGGGCCCCAGAACUGUCUCACCUGUCAUCCGGGUUUUGCCCUACAUGCCACUGACAAUCAAUGUUUGCCCUGCUGCAAGUCUGGGCAGGAGGACAGGAAGUGCUGUCUCUGUGAUUCAGCCUCAGCAUUGUGUCUUGAGGCGCCUGUACCAAGUAAAACUCAGGAUGACAUUAUUCUAAGGUCCCAUGCGGUACAGCACGCAUCUGCAGCCUUACCUGCUGCUCUGCUGCUAGCCGUAGUGCUCGCACUAGUUGUGUUUGCUCUGGUACAGGCAAGGGCCAAAAAAAGGUUAUGCUGGAGACGGAGCUAUGAACGACUGAGCGGGGAGGCCAGCAAACAGUCCAGUUCCCGGCCCAUGCCCCACGGAGUACCAGAACCAGAGGACAGCGGAGACGAAGCAGAUGUGGUCUACACCAGCCGAGAUGGAUCUGUCUAUCGGCGCUACGGUUUCAUCCACGAGCCAGACACGGAAGAGGAACAGGACGAGGAAGAAGCUACUGAGAAUACACAUCUCAACAAAACCUAAAAUAUGGUCACUAAAUAUUCAAAUUCUACUAAUUCUUUACACGCACACUUCUGUGGUCAAAACUAGUGGUCGACCGAUAUAGGGUUUUUUGAUGCGUGAUGCCAAUGCCGAUAUCUUAGCUGGUUGGCCAUUGGGCCGAUAUAAAGCUGAUAUAUAUAUAUAUAUAUAUAUAUAUAUAUAUAUAUAUAUAUAUAUUGAACUGCGAAAUAAACAGAUUUAUUCUUUAGAUUGCAACUUUAGCGAUAAAUGUGCACUUCAAAAGAUUUCACAGCUGGAUUCGCCAAAGUUUGUGAAAGUUUAGAUUCAACCGAUUACAUCGGUAAUUUUAUAUAUUAUAUUAUAUAAAUAUGUGUAUUGCUGAAUGCUGACAGUGCAAGAAACUCUAGCAUUUGCUUUUCUAUAACUAAUAAUAGGAAAUUAUUCAAUUAUAAAAGCAAAAAACUAUAUUAUUUUUAAUAUGCCAUCUAAUAAUUUAUUAGACAGAAUGGUUAGACAGCAAACUAAUAAAGAUGGAAAUGGGAGCUCAGAGGCUCAGGCGCUGGUGGUCUCAGCGCUUUCAAAAUAAAAGUUGCCAAAAAAGCCCUGUUUCCGACAUAUCGGCCAAACUGAAAAAAUUAUUGGCGAUGCAGAUCAUUAAAAAAUGCCAAAUAUUGGCGAAUAUAUCGGUCGACUACUAAAAAACCUACAGGAUUGGAAGAUGGUAACAACAGACAACCCUGUGUACUUAAUGGUAAAUUGAUACAUGAUAGCAUCUUUUUUAUGUUCUUUUUUAUACAUUUAUUCCUAUAUACUGUAUAUAUUUAUCUGGAAUUUCAGAAUAUUCAUGCCAGCAUCUGUGUAGAUCACUUUAUUGUAAUAUAACCCUCUCUGUAAUGUAAUGUUUGUUAAUGUUAUUAAUGAUGGGUACCAUAAAGUGGUACCAAACAUUUUUUGGGUGAUUAAAAGGUGACAGUUUAUUUAGAGAUCUGUUAUAUUUUCUUAGUAAAGAAUAUUAAAUUCAUUUCAGAAAAA
This is a messenger RNA of Megalobrama amblycephala (Wuchang bream), 4049 nucleotides long. RefSeq names its product proprotein convertase subtilisin/kexin type 5. Lineage: Eukaryota; Metazoa; Chordata; Actinopteri; Cypriniformes; Xenocyprididae. Bases 99 to 3038 code for a protein of 979 amino acids. The record is from RefSeq and is a predicted model, not a curated record. The transcript is spliced from 16 exons.